This is a messenger RNA of Aricia agestis (brown argus), 836 nucleotides long. RefSeq lists its product as uncharacterized. The record is from RefSeq and is a predicted model, not a curated record. The transcript has a single exon. Lineage: Eukaryota; Metazoa; Arthropoda; Insecta; Lepidoptera; Lycaenidae. Bases 96 to 728 code for a protein of 210 amino acids.
CUGAUCUAUUUGUUUACAUUAUGAUACGAAAUCGUAAUUUCAUGGCGUAGUCUUCAAGAGGAACGGCGGGCUGAUGCGGAACAGUUGGUUUAGUCAUGUUCGUAGCAGCUGUUGUUUUUUUCGUUGCGACAGUAGCCGCACAGGACCAGUCCCUGUCGGCGCAGACUCAUCCACCGCUGCCGUUUAUGGACCUCUUUACUGGCGCUUCGAAUCUAUAUUCGAAUCUAUAUUCGAAUCCUAUCCGAAAAACAUAUUCGGACCCCGAGUACCAUGGAUCAUGUCAGAAGACUGACACUUUGACUUCUUUCGCGAAUUUUUUAACUAGUGCAGCAAAGGUGAUGCUGUCUGCCGCUGUGAUUAUUCUGUUGAAGCUGCUUGGAGGAAAAUUCCUGCUACUACCGAUAGCUGUAAUGGUGUUUGUGAAGAUGGGACUUAAAGCGCUUCUUCUAUGGCCAGUGAUAACGAAGAUGAUUAAGCAUUUCAAGAAGAAGAAAAAGAGGAAUAAUAAUUCUCGAACGAUUCGAGAUUGUUCCGAGCGUCUCGCUUGUUUGAUUCAACGGUCGUCGCAUAGCUUCGGUAGCAACAUCGGAGCGGCGGUGACUUUUUCGCUGAUCGACGAUGUGGACGAUGACCAUUUCGUAGCGAAAACGCUACUCAGCAUUCUCGCUGGGGACAAGGUCGCGCAAUGUAUGUCGUUGGAUUGCACCUCCGGGCCUGACGUCAGCUGACAUGGCAAUAUUGCUAGUUAGUGUGCUACUCUGACUUACCUUGUAUUCUGUGAGUAUUUGAUAUUCGAAUUGAUUUCUGUAUUUUGUUCGCCAAUGUAUAUUUCUAAG